AUGUGCCUGAUCCCCGCUGCUGCGCCUAAUGCGCGUAGACCCAUGACUUCGUCUCAAAUGCAAGAGAUGCUUGGGAUUUACUAUUUGCUCAGAUGCGCCGGCAUACGCAACAAUGUCGCCGAAUUCCUGCAGAGAGCCUCUUCGAACUGGACCCUACAGCUCCCUAUCCCGCGGGACCUUCCCGCUCUCACAAGACUCAACGCGUUCGACGCGCUAGCAAGAAAUGCGCUGGUGUUAGGCAUCCCGGUAGAAUUGAUCGAGAGCGACGAUGGCGACUCUCUCUUUAUACAUCAAGGCCCCGAGCGGCCCGGAUCCAGCGAGGUCCUGCCGCCUCAUCUCUCACCAACGGCACUACAGAGGACUGUCAAGCAUCAUCCAUGGCUGGACCUAUUCCCAAUACCGAAGAUGAGGGAUAACAUUCUUCGUGGUAUUCAGUCGGGCGAGAUAGACGAAGAUGAGCUGUGCAACGCUUUAGUCUGCGACCUCUUGGACUUGGACUCCCCCACCAAAUCAUCGCUUGUCAUAUGGGGAGACGCCUGGGACUUGAAUGGCUGGGAGCUGGGUCCUGAAUUCUUCAGGAGAUGGGGCGGGCUAGUGCAGGGCUGCCCCGAAGUGCUGACAGCUACCAACUACUGGCGACAAAAAAGAGGUGUAGGGAAAAUAAGAGAGAUCAACUCGGGCGGCUCGCUGGCAUUAGAUAUCACAUAG
Molecule: messenger RNA, 708 nt
Organism: Colletotrichum lupini
Lineage: Eukaryota; Fungi; Ascomycota; Sordariomycetes; Glomerellales; Glomerellaceae
Exons: 1
Coding region: 1-708 (235 amino acids)
Source: RefSeq, a predicted model, not a curated record